Durusdinium trenchii is the source of this 756-nucleotide messenger RNA. The record is from the annotation of a GenBank genome assembly. NCBI's taxonomy places the organism in Eukaryota, Dinophyceae, Suessiales, Symbiodiniaceae.
GACGACCGUUCAAUUGCAGAGGGAACCCUCGGUCGUAAUGGACACUACCUACAAGCCAGCGAUUGACAAGGAGUUCUCGAAAGCCCUGACCACGUUGCGGCGAGAUCCCUAUGGGCGUUUGCCGCAGAAACAAGCAGAGGCCAUCGUGGCGUUCUUGGCAGCUUCACAGCCUUCUGAGGAGCGCUUGGGAUGGAGAUGUACUCCUGAGCUGGACUCCUUCACAAAGUUGCUGCCAUACAUCAUUUGCGCCUUCAACGCAAUUGACAGGGAUUGUGACGAGAUUGUCUCUGACCAGGAAUUUGAUGCCUGGAUGGAGGAUCCGAAGCUCGAGCAGCAGAUAGAGGACAGCAAGUGGGGGUUUAUUGAUUUGAAGAGUGUGGAGGCGAGUCUUCCAGCGCUGUGUGUACGUGGUCUCGCAGGGCCGCAUGGUUUGGCCAUCGCUACUAGGGUGAGGCCAUUGCUGAGUCCUUGAACCCAAAGACGUGAUCGUUAGUGUCAUGGAGCACAUCAAGCACAUUCACUUCCAGGCUGGUGUCCGCUCCAUGGCACUUCACGACUAUGUGGUUGCUGCAAUGAAGGUAUUUAUGGAGCUUCACAUGAGGAUAGGCAGCGAGUCUUUGGACCCAGAGCUUGGACGUUAACCGUUAAUGGUUUCACUGCAGCGAAGCUGCUACGUUGGACGCUACAGGCAGACACCAUAGACCUGAAUUACCAAAAGACAUUCGAUGACUGUAUAAUAAUGGACUGACUUUAUAC